Prunus persica (peach) is the source of this 2858-nucleotide messenger RNA. RefSeq names its product pentatricopeptide repeat-containing protein At5g08305. Gene Ontology annotation, biological process: RNA modification. Lineage: Eukaryota; Viridiplantae; Streptophyta; Magnoliopsida; Rosales; Rosaceae. The transcript has a single exon. The record is from RefSeq and is a predicted model, not a curated record. Gene Ontology annotation, molecular function: RNA binding; protein binding. Bases 19 to 1650 code for a protein of 543 amino acids.
CCCGUGUCCAAUUCUCAAAUGCUGAAUUUAUCAUUUCCAAGCUGCAAAAAUGCUAAUAUCAUUCAAAAGCUAGUCACCCUUCAUGAAAAAUUCAAAUCAAUGUUUGAGCUCAAGCAAAUACAUGCUCUGCUCCUCACUUGUGGCCUCUCCCAAGAACAGUCUUUGACAUCCAAAAUCCUUUCUUUCUCGGCGCUGUCUGAUUUGGGUAACAUCGACUACUCAUAUCGGGUUUUGUCACAACUCCCCAACCCAACAAUUUUUGACUGGAACACCGUUAUUAGAGGUUACUCCAAGAGCAAAAACCCAAACCGUUCCAUAUCUGUCUUUGUCAAAAUGUUGCGUGAUGGGGUCUCACCAGACUACUUAACGUACCCUUUUCUUGCAAAGGCAUCAGCCCGCUUAUUGAAGCGAGAACUUGGUGUGGCUGUGCAUGCCCACAUUGCCAAAAAUGGUUUUGAGUUCGAUAGGUUCAUAAGUAAUUCUUUGAUUCAUAUGUAUGCUGCCUGUGGGGAUAUCACAUAUGCAUGUAAGGUGUUCGAUGGAAUUCUUGUGAAAAACUCGGUUUCUUGGAAUUCCAUGUUGGAUGGGUAUGCAAAGUGUGGAGAUGUGAUUUCAGCACGAGAAGUGUUUGAUUUGAUGCCAAAGCGUGAUGUUGUGUCAUGGAGUUCUUUGAUUGAUGGGUAUGUUAAGGUUGGGGACUAUAGGGAGGCCUUGGUAGUAUUUGAGAGAAUGCGGGUUGCGGGGCCUAAAGCAAAUGAGGUGACUAUGGUGAGUGUUUUAUGUGCAUGUACACACUUAGGCGCUCUUGAGCAAGGGAAGGUCAUGCAUCGCUAUAUGGUUGAUAAUAAGUUGCCGUUAACUUUGGUGUUGCAAACAUCACUUGUGGACAUGUAUGCAAAAUGUGGGGCGAUAGAGGAUGCUUUAGGUGUGUUUCGUGGGGGUUCGCUGCACCGAUCUGAUGUGUUGAUGUGGAAUGCAAUGAUUGGAGGACUUGCAAUACAUGGAUUAGUUCAACAGGCACUUGAAAUUUUUGCGGAAAUGCAAAUAAUUGGGAUUGUCCCAGAUGAGAUAACGUACUUGUGCUUGUUGAGUGCUUGUGCCCAUGGGGGAUUAGUAAAGGAAGCAUGGCAUCUCUUUGAAUGUCUUGGUAAACAUGGUAUGAAACCCAAGUGCGAGCACUAUGCUUGCAUGGUGGAUGUUUUAGCACGUGGAGGCCAGGUAACAGAGGCAUACCAAUUUAUAUGUCAAAUGCCCAGGGAGCCAACAGCUUCAAUGCUAGGUGCUUUACUUAGUGGGUGUGUGAACCAUGGAAAAUUAGAUCUUGCAGAAAAUGUUGGAAGGAAGCUUAUAGAGAUAGAGCCAGGUCAUGAUGGUAGAUAUGUUGGUUUGUCAAAUGUUUAUGCUCUUUCCAAACGCUGGGAUGAUGCGAGAAGCCUGAGAGAAGCCAUGGAAAGGAGAGGGGUGAAGAAGUCCCCUGGGUUUAGUAUAGUGGAGAUAUUUGGAACCCUUCACAAAUUUAUAGCUCACGAUAAAUCAUAUCCUGAAUCGGAAGAAAUUUAUAUGACACUAAGUUAUAUUGUGAAUGAAAUUAAGUUUGAUAUGGAUUAUAGAAAUCAAGAUUAUUUUUUGUGUACAAUGGAAAAUUUCUAGUUUCUUUGAGUUUUUUGGAACUCAAACCUGGGUGUUGAGGCCUUUCAAGGAGUAUAUUUCUCGGGAAAAGUCUGAGGAUAAUCAAUCUAUUCCUUCAGAUUGGUCUAGUCAUCACAAGCUCAUGCUGGACCGAUAGGAAAACCCCUUCAAUUCUCACAUCAAGUGGACACAAGGCUUGAAAGUUGAUACCUUUUCUAGAUUCGUCAAUUUCUAUGGAGAAGCUGCACUAAUUCCAUCCAUCUGCACUACUCCUAUAUGUCCUGUCUCCAAUGAGUAUCCAUAGAUAAUUGAACAUAUCUUAUUACUCUGUCCUUGGACUGUGGGGUUUUGGUUUGGGGUACAUUUUGGCUACUAGGUGGAUUGAUCAACUAUUCCUACCAUGGAUGACUGGCUGCUCAGAGUUUUACUCACCCAUGUGUGAAUGGAAUUGCAAGAAAAGAAUUACAGAGUUGGAUUCCUUUUACCUUGUGGCAUAUAUGGAAACCCAGGUGUGACUGCCUCUUACAAAGUGUGUGCUGUUGUCAAGGAACGGCUGAGCAUGUAAGGUCAAAAAGUGAGCAAUAUAGUACGCAAGUUUCAACAGAAACCCAUCCUUCUACUUGGUGGGAACCCCCUAAUGAAUAAGAGGUUAAAAUCUACUUUGAUGGUGCUUGUGAACCAGGAGGGAUGGCAGGAUCAGCUGCUGUUUCCAGGGAGUCUUUGGGACGGUUACAUGGUGGAAAGUCAAUAGCCUUCUUUACGUCAUCAGUGUUAUGAGCUGAGACUGUAGCUGCGCGGAAGGGAUUGAUUUGGGCAAAGUCAGAGAUCAAAUAUGGAAACAAUAAUGAGCAACUGUUCAAGUCUGUCACAAAGGAAAUAAGACAGCCAAGGGAAAUUUACCCUUUGAUGAAAGAGAUCUUGCAUGUUCAUGCAGUGUGCAUCUUGGUCGGACGAGAAGAAAAUUCUGCAGUUGAUUGGGCUGCUAGGCAAGCAGAACAGGGGAUAUGCACAGAAAUUGGGUUUAGCAGGCCCCCAUCCUCUCUUGUUCUGAUUUCGGUAUUACAUGGUUUACUAUGAUCUUUACUGUCGAUUGGGGGUUCGUAGUUUCUUUCUAGGGCCUUGUGUUUGCUUCUGUUAUUUUUUCUGGUUGGCGUUAGUUUUCUCCUUUUUCUGGUUUGGAUUUGUCUCUUGCCAUCUGUUUAAUGGAAUAUCAAUUGGACCAAAAAAAA